This is a messenger RNA of Chaetomium strumarium, 2069 nucleotides long. Its product is annotated as amino acid permease-domain-containing protein. The coding region runs from base 61 to 1743 and encodes 560 amino acids. Gene Ontology annotation, biological process: amino acid transmembrane transport. The record is from RefSeq and is a predicted model, not a curated record. Lineage: Eukaryota; Fungi; Ascomycota; Sordariomycetes; Sordariales; Chaetomiaceae. Gene Ontology annotation, molecular function: L-amino acid transmembrane transporter activity. Gene Ontology annotation, cellular component: membrane. The transcript has 3 exons.
CUGCAAUUUUGGUGUUGCGCCUGAGAACCUUGCACCGCCCCCACGCCUUUCAGGUUCCUGAUGGCCAGAUCCAAAGCCACGGGCUACGGUACCAUGUCCAAGUUCUUCGCAGCAGCCAACAAGGCGGGCCCCGGGAAGGGGGACGACCACACCGACGACAUGACCGCUACUACUACUGGUCCUGAAGGUCACGACAGCGAGGUUGGCCACCUCCAGCAGGCGCGGGACUCGAAGCGGCAGAUCGGCGUGGUGUCGGCGACCUUCCUGGUGGUCAACCGGGUGAUCGGCACGGGCAUCUUCGCCACGCCGGGCUCGAUCCUGGCGCUGUCGGGCAGCGUGGGCCUCUCGCUGUUCAUGUGGGUGGCGGGCGCGCUGAUCGCGGCGGCGGGCACGGCCGUGUAUCUGGAGUUCGGCACGGCGAUCCCGCAGAACGGCGGCGAGAAGAACUACCUGGAGUACGUCUACCGCCGGCCCAAGUUCCUGACCACGUGCCUGUACACGGGCUACGUGGUGCUGCUCGGCUGGGCGAGCGGCAACUCGGUCAUCUUCGGCGAGUACAUCCUGCACGCGGCGCAGGUCGACGUCGACCGGUGGAACCAGCGCGGCGUCGGGCUGGCCUGCAUCACGGCCGCCUUCCUGAUCCACGGCACGGCGCUCAAGUGGGGCAUCCGGCUGCAGAACCUGCUCGGGGCCAUCAAGGUGGUCGUCAUCCUCAUCAUCGUGGUCACCGGCUGGGUGGCGCUGGCCGGGCGCAUCCCUUACCUGCCGCCGGACCAGCACCCGCACAACUUCGCCCACGCCUUCGACGGCACGACCGGAAGCGCCUACGGCGUCGUCACGGCGCUGUACAACGUCAUCUGGAGCUUUGUCGGCUACAGCAACGCCAACUACGCGCUGAGCGAGACGCGCAAUCCCGUGCGCACGCUCAAGAUCGCCGCGCCGCUGGCCAUCGGCGUCAUCGCGGUGCUGUACAUGUUCGUCAACAUCGCCUACUUCGCCGCCGUGUCCAAGGAGGAGAUCCUCGAGGCCCGGAGGCUGGUCGCCGCGUCGCUGUUCCGCAACAUGUUUGGCCCCGCCGCCGAACGCGCGCUCUCCGUGUUUGUGGCCCUGUCGGCCUUUGGCAACGUCCUCAGCGUCAUCUUCUCGCAGGGCCGCCUGGUCCAGGAGCUGGGCCGCGAGGGCGUGCUGCCCUUCUCCCGCCUGUGGGCCAGCAACCGGCCCUUCAACGCGCCCCUCGCCGGUCUGUUUGAGCACUGGCUUGUGUCCGUCAUCAUCAUGCUCGCUCCGCCGCCUGGCGAUGCUUACGACUUUAUCUUGAAUCUCAUCUCAUAUCCACUCGCCAUCGUCAACGCCUUCGUGGCCGCAGGCCUGAUCUACCUCUAUAUCAACCGCAAGCAAUGGAAUUGGAACCCGCCCAUCAGCGCCACCCUACCCGUGGUGGUCUUCUUCUUCCUCAGCAACAUCUACCUCAUCGUUGCGCCCUUCGUGCCGCCCGUAAACGGCCAGAACAUCUACAAGAGCCUGCCCUAUUGGAUCCACUGCGUCGUCGGGUUCGGCAUCAUCCUGGCCGGGGGCGUCUACUGGCUGAUCUGGGCGAUUAUUUUGCCCAAGAUUGGGAAAUACGAGCUGGUGCGGGAGACGGUGGUUGAUGACAUCGACGGGUGGGAGAAGAACGUGUUUGUGAGGCGGCCAUUUGGCGGUCUAGCAACCACCGGCAAAUCCCAGACUGAGGAGCCACAAUAGUGAUUAGUACUACUGGUAGUGGUACGGGCAUGUUUUGGAUAGGCGUGGAGUACUCUGUUGAUAUACCCCUCUAAUGCUAGUUAGAUAAUGCCAUCGCGGUAGUAGUUAUGAUCAUCGAGUGGAUCGUGGGAAUGGCGGUGCGAGCCAGCUGUCUCUUUCUGCCUCGCCGCUUGCACUGAUAGUACCGUUCUAGCUUCCUUGUCCGCCAACCACCGAAGGAAAGCCAACUCUACCGCUGUAUUCGUACCAGUUACCCAUGAACAGCCCCUUGAUCUUGGAGUCCUGCAGCAGCUUGCAGUCCUUUUUGUGACCGUCGUAUUUCCAGC